Messenger RNA from Eremothecium sinecaudum, 1815 nucleotides. RefSeq names its product ferroxidase FET5 (gene FET5). Gene Ontology annotation, molecular function: ferroxidase activity; copper ion binding. Gene Ontology annotation, cellular component: fungal-type vacuole membrane. NCBI's taxonomy places the organism in Eukaryota, Fungi, Ascomycota, Saccharomycetes, Saccharomycetales, Saccharomycetaceae. The transcript has a single exon. Gene Ontology annotation, biological process: reductive iron assimilation; cellular response to iron ion starvation. The record is from RefSeq and is a predicted model, not a curated record. The coding region runs from base 1 to 1815 and encodes 604 amino acids.
AUGCUGUUGCGUUUGCUUAUAAGUAUAUUUGUACUUAGCUUUGGAUUGGUUAACGCCGAAACUCAUACUUUGCGCUACACCACUGGGUGGGUGACAAGAACCCCCGACGGUGUAACUACUAAGCAGGUGAUAGCUUUCAACGGUGAAUGGCCGCUUCCUGACAUUCAUGUUAGGAAAGGUGAUCGAGUUGAGCUUUAUUUGACGAAUGGGUUUACUGAUCGUCCCACAUCAUUGCAUUUCCAUGGUCUAUUCCAUAAUACUAGUCAAGGCAAUAAUCCUCAGAAUGAUGGUCCACAGAUGGUAACUCAGUGUCCUAUACAACCUGGCGAUACCUAUUUGUAUAAUUUUACUGUUCCAGAUCAGGUCGGGACAUAUUGGUAUCACUCACACUCUGGCGCACAGUAUGCGGAUGGUAUGCGUGGAGCUUUUAUUAUACAUGAUGAUCAACCUCCAUUCGAAUAUGACGAAGAAAUGACCAUCAUGGUCAGCGAUAUCUACAAAAGUUCAUACACAGAGCUAACUAAAAAGUUUAUGUCUCGCUAUAAUCCAACUGGUGCGGAACCUAUCCCACAGAAUUUAUUGUUCAAUCACACAACGAAUGCUACUAUUAACUUUGAACCAAACAAGAGAUAUAUGCUUCGUAUCAUUAAUGGUGCUUUUUUUGUUUCGCAAUACCUAUAUAUCGAAGAUCAUUCAUUUACUGUUGUGGAGGUUGACGGUGUCUACGUGAAGCCGUAUGUCACUGAUCUUUUGUAUCUUGGCUCCGGACAGCGUGUGUCAGUGUUAGUGCAGGCGAAAAAUACUACUGAUAGGAAUUAUGCAUUCAUGCAAACGUUUGAUACGGAUAUGCUUGAUGUUAUUCCUUCCACUUUGCAACUAAAUAGGACUAACCAGCUAACGUAUGACAGCAGAAAUCCGCCGGCAUCGCCUUACCAAAUUGAUUCCUAUGAAGGUGCCUUGCAAGAAUUCAACUUGACUACGCAGAGUGAAGAAAGAGUAUAUGAUGAAUUUGACUAUCAAGUUUCGUUGGACUUCCGCAUGGACAAUCUAGGUGAUGGGGUAAACUACGCAUUGUUCAACAAUUUUACUUAUGUCCAGCAAAAGGUUCCCACUCUAACAACUGUGUUAACGUCCGAAAAAAACUGUACGAACCCAAUAAUAUAUGGGAACAUAAAUCCUAUAAUAUUAGGCUAUGAUGAGGUUGUGGAGAUUGUCAUUAACAAUUAUGACACUGGAAGUCAUCCUUUCCAUCUUCAUGGACACAAUUUUCAAAUUGUGCAAAAGUCUCCUAAAUAUACAGAUCGACCCGUUCCUUAUAAUGCCUCUGAGCCUCUAUCCCCCAUACCAGAAUACCCAGCAGUCAGAGAUACUGCGAUAUUGGAAGGGUAUGGUCACAUUGUCUUAAGAUACAAAGCUAAUAAUCCUGGAGUCUGGAUUUUCCACUGCCAUGUAGGCUGGCAUUUAGAGCAAGGUCUUGCAGCUGUAUUUAUUGAGGCACCUGAGCUGCUACAGUCCAGGGUAUCUCUCACCGAUAAUUAUAAGGAGAUAUGUUCUUCAGGAAAUAUUCCGAUCAGUGGUAACGCUGCCGGGCAUUCUGACAGUUGGUUCAACUUAAAAGACGCUCCAAAGCAACCCCCUCCACUACCAACUGGUUUUACUGCGAAGGGUUACAUUGCAAUUAUCGUUACAUCUCUGGUAGGAAUCUUUGGUUUAUAUACUAUCACUAAUUUUGGCUUACAAGGAAAUACUAUGAGCGAUGAGGAAGUCUACGAGACCCUAUCAAAAGUUUUAACUGAAAAAAAUAUUGAGUUUUAA